This is a messenger RNA of Micropterus salmoides (largemouth bass), 708 nucleotides long. It is a transcript of the gene cunh17orf67, whose product is annotated as chromosome unknown C17orf67 homolog. Lineage: Eukaryota; Metazoa; Chordata; Actinopteri; Centrarchiformes; Centrarchidae. The record is from RefSeq and is a predicted model, not a curated record. The transcript has 4 exons. Bases 123 to 392 code for a protein of 89 amino acids.
AUUUGACAAUUUGUGAUUGACGUGCUGAAAAAUGAGGAGGAGGAGGAGAAACCCCCACCCCUUGUGGACACUGGUUGGGACCCCAGAGCAAAGACGGCUCAGGCAGAGAAAAGGUGAAGAAGAUGAAGCUGGUGGUGAUUUUGCUCUGCCUGGUCCUGCUGACCAUCUACACAGAUGCCAACCCUAUCAUCAAAGAGAGUUUCGCUAAGCAGCUGCUCCGCAGCAAGAGGCAGGAGCGGCCAAUGAAGCCCGGCCACCCUGAUGAGCCGAUGAGGGAGCAUCUGCUCCACAUGCAGGCUCUGGAUCAGAGGGCCCAGGAGACCAACCUGGAGCACUGGCUGAACCCCCACUGCUACCCUCGCUGCGACAGGAACUAUGGAUACCCCGUCUGAUGAUGGUGAUGAUAGAGUACAAGGCCAGAUGUGACAAAAUGGAUUUGACAACGGCAAACAAUGAAAACUCUUGAAAAGUAAAGAGAUGGAAAGACCCCCCCACUACCCAUCUCUCUCUCUCUCCUGAAAUAUGACCAUGUGAAGACUGCUGAAUAAAUGGUCAUUCAUAUAAUCCUACUGUAUUACAGCUGUGUAGUUUACUGUUACUAGCAAUAGUUUCUGCAUAUUUUCCUAAUUGUGUAUCAUGUAUAAUCACAGAGUGAAAUAAAUUAAUAGUAAAUACACUCAAAAAUAAAUCCAAAUGCAUGCUGGGUAA